AUGGCUCCAAGUCGAACAACAAAGAGGAGACGCCUGAGUCCUCCUGGUGAUGAGGGAAAUGGCCCUUCACAGGCUACCAAGGACUUCUUUAACAACGCAGCCGAAUGGGACCUAGAGCAAGACUAUGAGCGCCGGCCACGCAAACUGGGUAAAAAAGAAAAGGAGAGGACGCGGCUACCCAUAAAAACUGCGGAAGGGCUGCAGAAUGUAGAAGAGCCUGAUGCCGAGGCUGAAGAAUCUGACAGCUUUCUGGGGACCGAUAAUGAUGAAAAGGAUGGAAAUUCAGAUGGUGAGAAAAAUAUGGAGGAUGAGGAGAAUGCUGUCGAAGACCAACCACCAAAAAUCCCAUUAAAAUUGCAAAUUAUCCAGGCAAAGGAGGAUCUUGCAAAGGCUGCAACAUUGAUCAACGAGGACCCUGAGGAACACCUCUCAUCAUUUAAGACGAUGGCCGAAAUGGUUGAGAAGGGCUCGCAUGUUGCGAUUCAGAAACUGGCUCUUGCCUCGCAAGCGGCAAUCUACAAGGAUGUGAUUCCUGGAUACAGGAUUCGUCCUCUUGGUGACGAUGAAAUUUCCGGCAAGAUCUCGAAGGAGGUGCGCAAGCUGCGGACAUACGAGCAAACGCUUCUUUCAGGAUACAAACAUUACGUUCAGAAGCUGUCGGAGCUCACAAAACCUUCUAAAGAUAAAGGGACAAGUGUUGACGCUGGCCUGAAGAGCGUCGCGAUCAACUGUGCCUGUAUUCUCCUCCUCUCCGUACCUCAUUUCAACUUUCGAGGGGAGCUACUGAAGAUUCUUAUCAACCGCCUUGCCCGGAGACAGAUUGAUGCGGACUUCAUUAAAUGCCGGGAAACCCUUGAAGAGGUAUUUUCACGUGAUGACGAUGGUGUUGUUUCCCUCGAAGCGGUCCGUUUGUUGUCCAAGAUGAUGAAGGCAAAGGAUUACAGGAUUCAUGAAAGCAUCUUGGAUGCGUUCCUCCAUCUACGCUUGCUGUCCGAAUUUUCAUCCAAGGCAUCAAGGCACCGAGUUGAUCGCAACGAGCCAGGAAAUGACACCCUCGGUGGCAAAAAGCUCAAGCAAAAGCGGGAAUUCCGCACCAAACGGGAUCGUAAGCUCGAUAAGGAACGAAAGGCAGUGGAGAAAGAUAUGAAAGAAGCAGACGCCUUAGUCUCACAUGAAGAAAGGGAGAAAAACCAGGCGGAGACAUUGAAGCUGGUGUUUGGAACGUACUUCCGUAUUCUGAAGCUCCGAAUCCCUAUUCUGAUGGGACCAGUGCUUGAGGGUCUUGCCAAAUAUGCCCAUCUGAUCAACCAAGAUUUCUUCGGAGAUUUACUUGAGGCCUUGAAGGAACUAAUAGGACAUGCCGACCAGACGGAAGUAUGGGACGAGGAUGCGGACGAGGCAAAUAUCGAAUCUGAGACGACCGCACGAGAUUCUCAGCGUGAGGCUCUCCUUUGCACUGUCACUGCCUUUGCCCUCUUGGAAGGACAAGACGCCAGCAAAGCAGCAGCGGCGCUCCAUCUGGACCUCAGUUUCUUCAUUAGGCACCUCUACAGCUGUCUCUACUCUCUCUCCAUCAAUCCCGACGUUGAAUAUAACCCAAACAAAUCGCUUCGACUUCCAGAUCCGAACUUUCCCGAAAGUGCAUCCCACCGAUCGCGAAACAAAGUCAACUUCCAAACUCCCACUGUGCUGCUCCUCCGCUGCAUCCAUUCCACAUUAUUGUCUCGUGCCCAUGGAACUCCUCCACCAGUUCGGCUGGGCAGUUUUACCAAACGUCUCAUGACGACGUCCCUUCAAUUUCCUGAGAAAUCUGCCAUUGCAACGUUGUCACUAUUGAACCAGGUCGCCAAAUACCACGCACGUCGGAUUUCGCCAUUGUGGCAUAGUGAAGAGCGUAAGGGUGACGGUGUAUACAACCCGUACGCGCUGGAUAUAGAAGCGACGAAUGUAUUUGCUGGGACAGUCUGGGAAGGGGAGCUAUUACGACUACACUACUGUCCUCAAGUGCGGGAUGCUGUUUUAGAUAUGGAGAAGAUGAUUUCAGGAAAAUAG
Aspergillus tanneri is the source of this 2052-nucleotide messenger RNA. Its product is annotated as nuclear export protein Noc3. Gene Ontology annotation, molecular function: chromatin binding. Bases 1 to 2052 code for a protein of 683 amino acids. The transcript has a single exon. Gene Ontology annotation, cellular component: nucleolus. Gene Ontology annotation, biological process: DNA replication initiation. The record is from RefSeq and is a predicted model, not a curated record. NCBI's taxonomy places the organism in Eukaryota, Fungi, Ascomycota, Eurotiomycetes, Eurotiales, Aspergillaceae.